Punctularia strigosozonata HHB-11173 SS5 is the source of this 772-nucleotide messenger RNA. RefSeq lists its product as uncharacterized. The coding region runs from base 103 to 651 and encodes 182 amino acids. NCBI's taxonomy places the organism in Eukaryota, Fungi, Basidiomycota, Agaricomycetes, Corticiales, Punctulariaceae. The record is from RefSeq and is a predicted model, not a curated record. The transcript is spliced from 6 exons.
GCCUCCGCAGGGCCCUCUACGUCGCGACCCGUACGACCUCAACCUGCUCAAGCGUCUGGAAAAGUAUCGCGCUCCAACUCGGGCCAACAAUCCGCAUCCGCGAUGGCCCAAAUGCAGACCGUUUCCGCCGCGAUCCCUCGGGCGAACCGGUACAAAGAGAAAUUCCAUUCCCUCCGCGAGCGAUACGACCAAGUGAACGCGCAACAUGAAACGUACGUCCGCGAGCUCGCGACCGCCGACGCCAAAAUGAAGCGUCUCCAGGCCGAAUGCGAGCUACUUUUGGACGCCGUCGCGCUCGCGGCCCCUGCGCAGCCCACGCUCAUGCAGUACCUCCUGCCGCCCGACGAGGCGCUCAACGGGCACGGCCUCGAGCUCCACGCGGACGUCGAAUACGGCGCUCCGCCCCCGAAUGGCAGCGCUCCAUUCAUCCCGGAUCCUGAAACCUACCCGCCGCAGCAGUAUCUCCCGUGGUCGCGUCGAGACCACGCGCACCAUUCGGACCCGUACUCGAACGGGCGUAACGGGGACACACACCCGGAAGAUCGCGCACAGUACCAGACCGCGUCGGGUCAGAUGACGCCAGACGGCGUGCACCCGCCGGGUCGUGAAUCGAACGGUAGAGCGCCGUCACAAGACGACGUGCGUCGAUAGCCCCGUCCACAUCAAGUUCCUCCGUCGGAAAAUCCCACUGUGCCCCGCCUGUCUCUCGUGCUCUUUGUAUUGCCCCUGUAACCUAACUGGCGCCACUCAUGCGCAAUGGAUCCAUGUCAAG